Molecule: messenger RNA, 2239 nt
Organism: Saccoglossus kowalevskii
Lineage: Eukaryota; Metazoa; Hemichordata; Enteropneusta; Harrimaniidae
Product: protein SSUH2 homolog
Source: RefSeq, a predicted model, not a curated record
CGCAGUUUUGAAAACUACACUUCAAAACGUCAAAUGAAUGGCCACCGCCAAAUCAGUUGAAGACCACCAGCUUUAAACGCCAUUUCACCACGUGUAUCUCGUCACCGACACACCAGCAAUAAUCAAGAUUGCCAUCUCGUGUGGUUGUCUGGAGACUUACUCCAAUCUACAUUGUUGAAUGGAGACAAACUAUGGUAUGGAAUUGGAUGACCAGCUGUCAUUGGACUCCACCGAAUUCAGUAAACCUCCCCCGGGGUACGACACGCUGGCAAACGACAAUGUAGCGACGACGAAUCCGGCAGCCUCGUCAGAGCACAAUAAUUUGAAUCUUCUAGUUGCCAGUUCGUCGACGAUGUCGAAUGCGGAUGCGAGGGAGUACCUUGUAGAUUACAUUUGCAAACAGAGUUGUUACGGUAAUUCAGCUGCUCGGGACAUGAACAUGAAUAAUAUUACGUCUUCGCAUGGUUUGCAUUACACAGUGGAAACGUUUACUGAGUCCCGGUCCACGGAAAGAACUCACGAGCCUUUUCACGGUGAUGAAGUCGAUGGUCCAUCAAACGGGGCGCCCCCAACUACGUGGGAUAUCGAGGUGACGCCGGAGCAGGAGUUCGUGGACAAAACGAGAAUAUUAAAAGUUCCACACACAGACGAAAUAAAGACGUGUCACCAUUGCAAUGGAGUUGGUAUCUUAACAUGCGAUGAGUGCGAUGCACUGGGAACGAAACGUUGCUCAUGGUGCGUUGGUAACGGCGUAACAUUUACAAAAAAGGGCAAGUCCAAGAAGUGUAAGCAUUGCGUUGGAGCAGGCCGACUCAAAUGUGUUAAAUGCAAUGGUUCUGGACACUGUAAAUGUUCCAUCUGUCUGAAUUACAAACAACUGAGAUGGUUCAUAUCACUUACUGUCAAAUUUGUAAAUCACGUGGACGAUGACGUAAUCCAACAUUUGACAAACUUACCAAUAGAAUUCUUUCGUAGUGCAUCGGGCGAUAGAGUACUCCAGGAAGAAAGUCUGUCGCUGACGCCUCUCGCUAUAGUUAAUGACGAAAAACUGAACGAAUGCUCCAGACGACUCAUAGAAAAACACAGAAUGGCGUUUGAAGCUGAAAGAGUGUUAUUACAGGAAGUUGACUUGGCCGCAGCUCCUAUUACGAUCACUUCAAUACGGGAAAAUGUUGUUGACUUCUCCAAGCCAUUCAUGCACACUUCAAUACGAGCUCUAAUGAAAAAGCCAUCGGUUGAUUCGAAGACAACAAGCUUAUUUGGUAUCUUCACGCCGUUCACUUUCUGGGUGUGGAUUUGCAUCGUGAUAUCAUUUUUAGUAGUCGGACUUGUCAUGUUCUUUCUCAGUCGUAUGAGUCCCUACGGGUGGAGGGCGCUGUACACGCGGGGCGAAGUGUCCUGGGAUGAGGGCCAGUACUUCAAUUGUCUUAACUCUUUCUGGUUUGUAAUGAGCACAUUCACCUUACAAGGAUAUCACAACGCUCCUAGAUCAGUUGCAACACGUUUUCUUAGUGGAAUUUGGUUCUUUUUCACUCUCGUCAUACUUUUUGCGUACUUAUCUAACCUGGGGGCUUUCCUUACCGUAGAAAGAAUGGAUCAUCCCAUACAAAAUGUCGAUGAUUUGUCCCGUCAAACAACAAUUCGCUAUGGCACCAACGAGUUCGGCGCGACAGCUGUAUUCUUCCGCAAUUCGAAUGUACCAAUCUACCAACGCAUGUGGGAGUUCAUGAGUGAAGCCGUACCAAGCGUGUUUACCUACGGCAGCGAGGAGGGUAUCCAGCGAGUAAUUAAAAGUAACGGUCGAUAUGUCUAUUUCGGGGAAAGCGCGUUACUGCAGUAUGCCGCCUCUCGUGAUUGCAGCCUUUCAUUAAUGCCCGGGGCUCUGAACCUGAGAUCCUACGGUUUCGCAUUCCCCACUGGCUCGACGCUUCGCGAUGAGUUCUCUGGAGCAAUUUUAGAACUUCAAGAAAAUGGUAAUCUGCAGUUGCUUUACACAAAGUGGUUUUUUGGUCCAUGUUCGUCUGAGCAAGAGGAUCUAGAAGACGAUGAUAGGGUCAGGGUAGCUGCAUUGCCGCUGGUCAACCUGAGUGGAGCGUUUAUCAUUCUCUUGAUUGGAGUUGCUAUCAGUAUUCCGCUAGCUUUGUGUGAAUGGGUGUUUUACAACCGGUCUGACGGCAAGAGGAGGAAAUCAGACGCACCGAAGUCAGAUUCCGGUGCUCAAACUGUCAGUGGUGUAUAA